Molecule: messenger RNA, 2206 nt
Organism: Phlebotomus papatasi
Lineage: Eukaryota; Metazoa; Arthropoda; Insecta; Diptera; Psychodidae
Exons: 3
Coding region: 200-1183 (327 amino acids)
Source: RefSeq, a predicted model, not a curated record
CAGAAAAUAAGAUUAUUUUUCAAGGAAACAGUUCUGUUUUUAUUGUUUUUUAAGUUUUUGUUAAAGAGUAAAGAAAGGCGGGUUGGUGGCUUGCUUCAAUGGAACAAAAAAUGCCUCAUCGAAUCCUCAAGAUUCUAAACAAUAAUAGAGUGGAAAAAUCUAUCAGCAAGACUCAAAGUGAAGCAAAUGUGAGUGUGUAAUGCUGAAAUUUGGUGGUGCUGCUGAUCUUUCAUCUGGUGAUUCGUGCGACAGUCUCAGUGAAGUCUUCUACGGGUCAGCAUCGGAUAGUGUUGGUCGCAGCAGCACUGGUAGCAUCCCUUGGGCUGAAGACGCCAUUAAGCAAAAUCAAGAAGAAUGGGAACGUAUAGAGAGAAUGUUCUAUGGAGAAGAAGAUCUACCGACAGACGCCAAAACUCGUCAGGAAUUUCUCGAGUGGAUGACGGCUUUUCCCCAUUUGCGCAUCUCUGGGGCCCAAAUGCCAAUCUAUUACGACCCGGAGAGACUCCCAGAAGCUGAUGGGGACUUUGAAGAGGUGCUGUGCAUUGAUCCACCGCCACAGAGACGGAGAAAAUCGUACUUUUCGUCAGAGACGCGAAGUGGACAUGUGGCGCGUAAGCAACAUCUUUCUGGGAAUUUUCCAUCCACUUCGGCAACGCUUCAGGGGCUUCAAGUGUCUCCGGGUACACGGGGGAUGCGCAAUGGCAGUGUGACUUACCGGGAGAGCCAAAGAGGGGCACACAGGAGUCGCCCCAAAUCUCCGGAUAGAACAGUGAAUCUUUCAACGAGGCUCCAAAGGUUGGAUAUUCAAAAAUUGGAGCCUGUUGUGAGGCCACCGCGUCGUGAGACUCUGCUGCAGAGCAGAUCUUCGAAUUCCCUGCUGCCGGGAAAGGUGAUUCGGACCACAGAAAUGCCAGUGUAUCAUGUGACGCAUCGUUUGGAGCCAAUGCCACCAAUUCUCAAUCUCAGGCUCAUCUACAGGGAGACUCAGCGUGAGGAUCAUCAGCCUCCCCGGAGCAAGGGGACGAGCAUCCUGCCAGCUAUUGAUGGGCAGCAUUUGGCACCACAGGAAUUGGCCAUGAGAUCCAUUUCUGCCAUCAAUCGACGCCAAAUGUGCCAGAAUCCCUUUUCCUCCGGACACAUUCAGAGUGCCUCGAGAUUCAAGAGUAACUCUCCCAUCGACUAGCUUUUGGCAUUCCGGAAGAGAUUUCCAGUCGCCGUGGGAUGCUGUUUAAGGUCAGAUCUCCUUUUUCUCUCCCUUUAAAAUUAUUUUCCCUAAUUUAAAUUUUCUCUCUGAAAAAAAAAGGAAUGGCUUCUACAAACCAUUUAACUUGCCCCCAUAUUUUCUAAUCAGCAAUUAUUUAAGAAAAAAAAACAUCUUCAAGUUAUUAAAUAUUAUUAAUUAAAAAAAAAUGCCCCAGAAGAAAGAAGUGUAAAAAAAUGAAGCAAACUGAAAGGCUAUUAAUUUUGAAAUUUGAUACCACAGAUAAUUCAAGUGAAAAUAUUAUUUGUUGGAAACAGUGACACUCGAAAAUGGUUGAAAGACGUGAACUAAGGGGCAAGAUUCGUGAUAUUUUUUUUGGCCAUCUGUUUAUGUUGAAUAGUUUGUCGCUUAUUUGGACUUUGAAGGGACAUUCUUUCAUUUUUCAAAUGGUUGACUUGGGAUUUAUGCUUACAGAUUUAUUAUUCCUAGAAUUCAAUCCCACUGAAAAUGUGUUUUUUUUUGUAGAAAGGCAGUGAAAGCUAUUUUUUCUAAGUGACUAUAUGAAUCUCUUCCAAGGUCAUAUAUUCUAAUAGCCUAGACCCUUUUUCUCGAGGUCAAAAAGUAAAAAAAAAAGUUAUAAAAUUGCAAUUUUGAUGUGUAAUAUUUUAUGCAUUUUUUCUUACCUGAAAUGUCUUUAAAAAAAAACAACUUACAUGUUACAGAGGGUUUAUCAGGGUUGAUUUAACCCUGAAAAUCUUUUGUUCAAAGGGCGCCGUUUUUGUAGGUAGAGGAAAAUAUACAAAAAUUACCACUUUGGCAGCUCGGGAAAAUUGAACUUUGCAGCUUUGCACAAAAAAAUAUUGUCAAAAUUAUUGACCAAAACUUUGAGAAUUUCUCUUUUUUUUUUUUUUUGUGUGCACCCUGCUCUGGAACAUUUAACCCAUUCAGAGAUUUCAUUGAAUAUAUUCACAAGAAAAUUGAUAUAUUAUCCAUUUUUCACGAAAA